This is a messenger RNA of Theobroma cacao (cacao), 1868 nucleotides long. It is a transcript of the gene GATL4, whose product is annotated as galacturonosyltransferase-like 4. Gene Ontology annotation, molecular function: glycosyltransferase activity. Gene Ontology annotation, cellular component: Golgi apparatus. NCBI's taxonomy places the organism in Eukaryota, Viridiplantae, Streptophyta, Magnoliopsida, Malvales, Malvaceae. The record is from RefSeq and is a predicted model, not a curated record.
AAAUAUUGUUAAGGCAAACAACAGGUAGAGGUUACGAAAAUUGUUCUGAUAGACAAAUUUGCAGAGCUUUACCAGGAUUCUAACCUCUGUGGAGUAUUUCAUAAAACCAAAAGAAACCCCCUUUUUUAGCAAAGUCAAAAACUAAGUGGACGUGGGAAAUUGAGAUCAAACCAGACCAAACAAAAUAUGUCUGAAUGCAUGCCAUUGCAUUGCAGGGCAUGCUCCAUGCAAUCCUCAAAAUGACUCUCCACCGUUGUUCAAAAAUGGGCAAACUUCUUUCGUCUCUCAAAAUGGGAAGUUAAAAAUUAAACAAGGAAAUCUCUAAAAUUCCCCAAAUAUCUCCAAAAAUCUAGCUAUCUCUAUCUUCUCUUGAUGUUCCCUUUUUGUUGUUUCUUGAGGACAGGCCGUCCGUUUUUCUCUUCCUUACAAUUUGGAGCCAAUUCUCUCAUUCAUCCUAAACCAUCAAACAAGUUUUCUACCAACCUCUCCUUUAAACCCUUUUUUGUUUUGGGGUGUCGUUAAUCAGUUUUUUUUUUCCCUACAUUUUUUUGUCUCAAUGGCUGCUCUAUCUUUCAUCCUCUAACCUUGAAGUCAACCCCCACAAGAACCCCUGAAGAAGGAACAGGAUGGCCUCGUGGAGAACCUCGACCUCUAUAGCCUCACUCCUUGGCCUCCUGUCCUUUCUCCUCCUCCACUGCAGCACCACCUCUACCGCCAUUCGUGUCAGCACCAUCAUCCACAACCCUUCCCCAAUGAAACUUCCCAUCUUCCGGGAAGCCCCGGCUUUCCGAAAUGGUGACUCGUGUGGAUCAGAGGAGGCUUACAGGAUACACAUUGCUAUGACCCUUGAUGCCAAUUACCUCCGUGGCACAAUGGCGGCGGUUCUAUCCAUGUUACAGCACUCAACUUGCCCAGAAAACUUGUCAUUCCAUUUCCUUUGCGCACAUUCCGAUAGUGAGCUCGUUUCAAGCAUAAAAUCAACCUUCCCUUUCCUGAAUUUCACAAUCUAUCGUUUCGACUCAAACCGAGUUCGUGGGAAGAUAUCCAAGUCAAUUCGACAGGCUUUGGACCAACCUUUGAACUACGCCAGGAUUUAUCUAGCUGAUAUACUACCAGCUGAUGUGAAAAGGGUGAUUUACUUGGACUCGGACCUCGUUGUUGUCGAUGAUGUAGGGAAGCUUUGGGGUGUUGAUAUGGAAGACAAUGUGCUAGCAGCACCCGAAUAUUGCCAUGCAAACUUUACUCUAUAUUUCAACGAUGCUUUCUGGUCUGACCCGGUGCUGUCAAAGACAUUCCAAGGAAGGAACCCAUGCUACUUCAACACGGGAGUAAUGGUGGUGGAUGUAGAGAAAUGGAGACGAGGAGGGUACACGAAGAAAGUUGAACAAUGGAUGGCGUUUCAGAAGCAGAAGAGGAUCUAUCACUUGGGUUCUCUGCCACCAUUUUUGCUUGUGUUGGCCGGGAACAUCAAGGCGGUGAACCAUAGGUGGAACCAGCACGGAUUGGGUGGAGACAACUUCGAAGGAAAAUGUAGGAACCUCCACCCUGGUCCGAUUAGCCUUCUCCAUUGGAGCGGGAAAGGCAAACCUUGGCUUAGGCUAGAUUCCAGGAAGCCAUGCGUGGUUGAUCACUUAUGGGCUCCGUACGAUCUUUACCGUUCAUCAAGGCAUUUUUUAGAAGACUGACAGAAAGGGAGAAAAAAAAAAUGUUAGAGACAUGGAGAACCAUAUACACACAUACAUAUAUAAUUUGAGAGACGGGAAAGGCAUAGGAGAGGAGAACCAAAGCAGGUUUUAACACAAAUUUAGAUUUUGUAAAGAAGCAAUGAAAAGUUUUACGUGAUAGUAGCAGCAGUUAUUAACUUGUAA